AGGGGCAGCGAGGAGACGGGCCGGGCCGGGCGCCGCGGCGUAGCCCUGGGGCUCCUCGGAGUCGGGCCCUCCUCGGGGGCGCUCCUCGGGGCUGGGAGAGGCGGGGAGGGCGCCCGCCCUCGCCCGCAGCCGUGGUCGGAGGGGCCGGGGCGCCCCUCGGGCGGUGCCCUCCCUCCUCCCUCCGGCGAAGGCCCCUCGCCGCGCCUCUCGCCCGCGGCGGACGCUCGGCUUCUGGCUGGGGGCUGGUGCUUGGCCGAAAGCUCCGGCGCUUGGCUCGUCAGUGGUAGGGGGAAGUGUGAACGCUCGUCAUUUGGCGGCUUGCUCAGGGAAGGGGAGCAAGGCAGCGAGCUGGCUUCGCUUCCCUUUCUUACUUUACACUCUUGUCAAACAGCCUCGCUCUGCAGCCGCCUGUGCUGUGAAGUGCCCCGGGAAGCUGGUUCGCAGGUAGCUCUCGAUGAGGAAGCUGGCUGAAGGUUGCUUUCUUCCUGUGGUCCGCAGCAGCUCAAAGUUAGUUGCGGCCAAAAUUCUUCUGUUUGGAUUCUGAACUAUGACAUCAUGGCAAGAUUUCGCAGAAGAACAUGCAUCAUUUUGUUGCUUUUUAUUUUGUUUAUUUGCUCCAUAAUGAUGGCUUUGAAGACUCUGAGACCUGACAGAGCUGGCUUUGGGGAUCCAUUUGGACUUGGUUUGUUGCCCGAGCUUCAACAACGGACAGUGCUCUUAGACAAUAAACAGAAUUCACUAAAUAGGGUUCAAGGAGAUACUGUAACUCGUGUCAGUAAUUUGCAUAGUAUCGCAGUUAAUACUAUGAAAGCAUCUAUGCCUCCUGUAAACAACCUGGAAGAAGAGCUGUCUUCUCCUAAUUAUAACUUUCACAUAUUCUACUAUAGUUGGUUUGGGAAUCCACAGUUUGAUGGUAAAUAUAUUCACUGGAACCAUCCAUUGUUGCCACAUUGGGAUCCCAAAAUUGCAAACAAUUAUCCAAAGGGAAGGCAUAAUCCUCCUGAGGACAUUGGGGCCAACUUUUAUCCUGAACUCGGAUCUUACAGUUCCAAAGACCCUUCUGUCAUAGAAGCCCACAUGAAACAAAUGCGUUCAGCUUCAACUGGUGUAAUAGUGCUUUCGUGGUACCCACCAGGUAUGGCUGAUGAAAAUGGAGAACCGACUGAUGAUUUGGUGCCUGUUAUUUUGGAUUAUGCACACAAAUAUAAUCUGAAGGUGACUUUUCAUAUUGAACCUUACAAAGAUAGAGAUGAUCGCAGUAUGUACCACAAUGUCAAAUACAUCAUAGACAAAUAUGGAGGCCAUCCAGCCUUUUACAGGCAUAAGACCAGCACGGGCAGAUUUCUUCCAAUGUUUUAUGUUUAUGAUUCUUACGUAACAAUUCCUGAAAUAUGGGCGAAUCUGUUAACUGUUUCUGGAUCCCAGACUAUUCGAAAUACUCCGUAUGAUGCGUUAUUCAUUGCACUUCUUGUAGAAGAAAGACAUAAGCAUGACAUUCACAGAAGCGGCUUUGAUGGAAUGUACACGUACUUUGCCACCAAUGGCUUCUCCUAUGGUUCAUCUCAUCAUAAUUGGGCAAGUUUAAAAGCCUUUUGUGAUAGUAACAACUUAAUGUUUAUUCCAAGUGUGGGGCCAGGGUAUAUUGAUACCAGUAUCCGACCAUGGAACAACCACAACACCCGUAAUCGUGUCAAUGGGAAGUACUAUGAGACUGCCUUCAGUGCAGCCCUUUUGGUGCGACCAGAAAUCAUUUCUAUUACAUCUUUUAAUGAAUGGCAUGAGGGAACUCAGAUUGAAAAAGCUGUCCCCAAACGGACUGGACAGGUGGUUUACCUUGAUUAUAAACCGCAUAAACCAAAUGUUUACCUAGAGCUUACUCAGAAGUGGUCUGAGAAGUACAGAAAAGAACAAGAACAGUGGCUUAUGUGAGCUGUUGCUGCUGCAGUUGUUUCCUAGUGCAUUGACUACACUGAGAAAGAAAUUGAGAGCUGAAAAAUCUGUUAUUAAAUGUCUUUAUUACAGAUAUGUUCAAAUUAUUAUAUCUUUUGAAUGUAUAUGCACAACUACUGAAUUUGAAUUUUGAAGAGUAAAAAGAUGAUGAGAAUAUUGGCAUCUCAUCUCAUUGACAUUGUAGUUCAAGAAUAUUCAGGGAAAAUGCUGGGGGUUUGGUUGGUUGGUUGGCUGGUUUUUUUAAACUUCGUAACUUGCAUGCUGAGCUUCCAGAACACGUGCAUGGGAUAACUCUACAUGACCAAAGUAGAACAAAAAUUUGGCAUAGUUAUGCUUACUUCCUUUAUUCUUGUAGUUGUGUUUCUAAUCAAAGUGUUGCUGUAAUCUAAAUUCUUAUCCUGAUAGCUUCUUGCAGGAUGCAUGUCUGUAGUGUGUGGAAUAAUCUACAUCUACUGUUUUUAAUGCUUUGCACACAGGGAGUUCUUGACAUGUGACUAGCUUGUGGUAAAAACUGAAGAGGUGUAUGAUGCAUCACUAGUAGUUUUUGUUAAAAAAAAAAAAAAAAGUAUUUGAAAGAUUGAGUUCCAAAGAACUGCUGAAAGAUUUCUACUUUACUUCGAUUUUUUCUGUUCAGUACAUGGUGCAGACUCUUGCAGAUUACUGGAUACUGACGAGUAACAUAGUUUUUUCUAUGUUACUUCGAAUUUUUUAAAAAAAUUGUUUGAAACUGCAAGUGGAAAAGAUUUUUUUGAGGGGGAGGAAAAACCCUAAACUUGUAAAAAAUAUACUAAAACUUCCAUUGUUAUAUCUUGUCUGCUAAUUGACUGCAGGCACAGAUCUGGUGUGUUUUUUAAAAUGUUUAAAGAUCAUAAAGCUAAUAUCUUACUAGUCCUACAGUAAAUAUAAUUUUAGGAAAUGCUUUUUUGUUUCUGAUUUAGGAGCAGUCUAGUUUGGUAGGAAUGACAGCAACUACCCAUUAGUUUAAUUUGAAAUCUGAGAUUUCUAUUUUUCAUACAGUUCAUCUAGUUGUUUAAGGAUUCAGAAUAGUAGAUACUAAAAUCUUGUUAUCAUUGAGGUAAGCUCCCUACCAACACUACCUUUAUACUGUGGUGUGGCUGGAAAUGAGUACUUUCAGGCUUAAGAAUCUCACCUUUCAAAUGUUGUGAUUAUUAACUGUUUUUCUUGAUGAAGCUUGAAAGGAUCAAGUCACAUGGACGUAUCUCCUCAGCAAUCCUUUUUUUGGCAUUUUCGUACAACUUCAUAGAAAAGUCCUGAACUUUGGAAUAGUAGAAAUUGCAGUGUUUUGUUUAUUUGCAGCAAGUGUUUAAUCUGUAGCAAAGUGGCUUUUUUUAGUUGUUUUUUAUAUUUAUAUACAAGGUGCUGAUCCUGUGUUUUAGUUCAUAUGCUGGAACCAUUGUGACCACUAGAAUUCCAUUGAUUUCAGCAGGACCCAUGGAAAUUACACUCUUUACUGAGUUCUCACAGUGAUCUGUCCAUGAAGUUGUAAGGUGAAUGUGAGGACUUCCAGUUAAAUAAAGACGGCAAACCAAAAUAGUAUGUUUUUUCCAGAAACCUUUGUCAUUCCAAAUAAGCAUAAGCCAGUUACUACUAAUGUUUUCUAGAGUCUUUCUGGUAUGAAAAAGGUUUGUUUCUGUAUCUUUCACUUAUUUACAGUUUAAUUCUCUUGUCAUUCCUCUGCAGUUGUUAGAGAUGAAGUGUCAUAUAAUGCCCUCAGCUGCUUGAAAAAAAUGCAGAAAUUAGGUGAGAGAUAUAUAGCCUGGUGUGUUCAAGUGCUCCUCUAGAGUUAUUGGAGUCUUAUUAAUAUCUCUUCAUAAUUUUUUGCAUUUUCCUACUGCAUUUCUGUGAAAUUCUGAAAGAAAUGUUUACUAAAGCUUAUUUUGUUUUACUUACACUCAGGUGGAUAAACUGAAGUAGAUAUAGGUAUGACCACAGUCUGAGACCACAGUGUCUGAGACAUGUGAAGCACUUGCUAGACUUUUACCACUUCCAAGUUAACCACUCACUCCCUUUAUUAAGGAAACUGAUUUAUACAUUUUACUAUAAAUCCCUUAAAUAGCUAUAUAUAAUUUGUUUUUAUAAUUUGUUAUGUAUUUAUGAUUUUACAGCCCAAAGAGCCUAUAUAUUUAUUUUAAAUGUGAGGGAAUUAUUAAAUAUUUGCAUAUAUUAUUAAAAAUCUUCUGAAAUCAAACCUUUUGAAAGGACAAGUCUCUUUGCUUAAACUGUUGUCAUCCACUGUUUUUUCUCACUGUAGUUGUCUGAGCACUUUACUAGUCUUGACAACCUUGCACUCAGCUUUCAGCUCCUUACUUUCUCCCAGUGGCAAUUUAUUUUCUCCGUGACUUUGAAAGAUGCUCCUUUUGUUGCUGUUUAUAGAAACUUUUGAAAUUUGUUGUAGAGUGUUGUAUGACUCAAGUGAGCUAUUUUGUUUAAAAUAUAAUCUAUGUUAAUAGUGUAAUGGAUCUUCAUCACUCUGAAAGACUUCUGUAAUUGCUGUAAAGGUAUCAUUUAGUUCUUGCCAUGAAGUUGUAUGGGCCAUCACACACUGGUGUCUAAUGGUAUCUUUAUAAGAAUUUACAGAAUUUCUGUAGAAAAGAAUGAAAAUUAAAUGCCUAGAAAUUCAUCGCCCCUGAGCACUUACUGUAUUUUUAUGUGCUUAAUGUGUUUUAAAAUAUAAAUAUGCAACUCGAUAAAAUAUUUCAGAGUUCAGAAUUUAAUUUGAUGAUCCUAAGAAGAGCUGAUGGAAUAGCAGCUACUAGAACUACCCUACCGACCUGCCCAAUACUUUCUCUUUACUUAGAAGAAAUAUUAGCGCUACUUCUUGUUAUAGGGGAUGGAGAGUUUUGCUGAUGGACUGCUGAUGCAGUCAUGAUAGUUUUUGGAAAUUUGAUUAAAUAUAGGUCUGUGGGAGAGGAUUUGUACAAAUGCAAAGGAAUAAGAUUGUUAUAACUGCACAGUUAUUAGGGUGAAGGAGGGACAAGGUGAGUGUAUUUAGGUGAUUGCUCCAAGCUUCAGAGUUACAGGGGAAAAAAAAAAAAAAAAAAAGACUCCAAUGUGCAACCAAAAUUAAGAGGGAGGGAAGAAUAUUUAUUAUGAGUUUGAGAUCUGAAAUGGAAUUUAAGUAGUAUCUACAUCCUAUUUCACUUUGGCUUCACACCCUUAUUAUUUCUUGACUAAUUGAAAAAAAAUUAUAAUGAUUAUUUUUAAUAUUUUUACACUGAUUAAUUGCAUUUGACUCAUCUUGUCAUAGUAUGUUAUAGUACGUAGAGUGAUACACUACAUCUAUAUAGAUUAGGCAAGAAACACUAUGGGAAGUUUUAAUAGAGAUCAUGCCAUGCUAUGCCUCUGCAAAUAUGGAAAUACCUGAAGUUAUUGAUCACAUACUACUGACUGAGUAUCCCCAGAGGGGAAAUGGUUUCUGAGACAAGUAGCAAGUCUUUGUGGUAAGAGAUCUUCUUUUUAAAAGAAAAUCUGUAGGUUCAUUUCUGCUUCUGUCAGUUGUGAUCAAGUAAAUUGUUUUAGUUCUGUGAGCUGUCUCAGAACUGAAGCUUAAUACCUCUUCCCUGAAAUAAGAAUUUGUAUUAAAUCUUGUAUAGUAGUGCAUGUUUCUCAGAUCUAUAAACUUGUACUGAAUUUUGAGGGAAAGAACACAUGCAUACGCUGUUACUAUUUCAGUGUCAAGCUGUAGAUUAUUGUGAAUGUAGUUUCUGUACUGACGUUCAUUGUGUUUGUCUAGUGCCUUUCUUUUGAGGUGCCAAUGAUUUGUCCCUUAAGAGGUUGUUGAAGCAGAAGGGUCUUUGGUGAACACACUUUUAUUAUGAAAUUUGAUAUGUAUACACUCUGCAUAGUUUGAAUUAACACAUUUUAACACAUGGCUCUUGGGCUCUCUUGAAAACAUUUAACAGGAGUGUUUUCAGCACUGUGUUGCUAGUAGGAGAAUGUAACUGGGCACAUGGACAAGGACAUACUGUAAUUUGGGGCACUUUUUUUUGUGAAUCUUGUGUACCUAAAAAGAGGAAAGAAAGUAUUUACAGACAAAUUAUUUACCACUUAAUGUAAGCUGAAAAUCUCUCUCCCAGUCUUAAGGUAUUUUACAGGUAUUAGUCCUCAUCUUUCUACUUGCUUAAGAUAGUGUCAAUAUUUCAUGUCUUUUUUAUCUUUUACUUUUGACCAGCAUGUUAAAUGUUGCAUAAACUUCUAAAGCGAUGGUAUUUCUAAGACUUCAUAGUUGUAAUAUUCAGUAAAGAGAAUCUACAAGAUUAUUGGCACUGCAGAAAAGCCUGAUAUGAAUUUGAUAUUGUAUAGGUAUGAUUUUGUUGUAAAUGGAUAGUGUAUCUUUGCUAUGUAUUGAACAUGAAUAAAAAAAAGUACAUUUCUUUUAAUACCCUACCUGGCUGUGGCAGAGAUGCAUUUGCUUACAUGCAUAUAUAAAAACAAGUAUGUGUGUGUGUGUAUGUCUAUUGAUAUAUAUGUGCAUAUAACUGAAGUCAUUAUUUUUAAAGUACUAUAUCAUUGUAUUAAAAUUACAGGCUGGAUUCUGCUACUUUUAAGUAAGCAAUCUUUUUAAUUCCCUAUGAUGUUUACAAAAAACAUAGUUGCUCAUGUAUGAAUACUUUCAUGAACAAUAAAUAUAUGCCCAGAAAGUGUGAUUUAAA
This is a messenger RNA of Harpia harpyja (harpy eagle), 6623 nucleotides long. It is a transcript of the gene MANEA, whose product is annotated as mannosidase endo-alpha. Gene Ontology annotation, molecular function: alpha-mannosidase activity. NCBI's taxonomy places the organism in Eukaryota, Metazoa, Chordata, Aves, Accipitriformes, Accipitridae. The transcript has 5 exons. The record is from RefSeq and is a predicted model, not a curated record. The coding region runs from base 556 to 1929 and encodes 457 amino acids. Gene Ontology annotation, cellular component: Golgi apparatus.